UGUUAAAAAAUAUCACCAAUCAUUGGUGACCAUUGGUGACUGCCAUGGUUUAUGAGUUUGAAUUUUCGGAAUCUAGUAUUUAAUCGUUAAGUUUUCAGUGUCUUAGUUUUAAAUUAAUCACAAUGUUAUCGCUUUAUGUGUGUUCUAAGAUCGCUUCUUUGACUUCAAAUGAAAUCAUCAAGUUGGAUCUUCAAGAUGAAGUUAGUGACACAAAUAUGUUGACUGUUGGUAACCUGAUGACAACUAUUAAAGAUAAACUCAAUUUGACUGGCUUAAUUGAUGAUUAUCAGUUAGUUUGUUUUGGUAAAAAGUUGAAAGAGGAAAAGCCAUUAAGUCACUAUGGCAUUAAGAGCAAUGCUACUGUUCAUCUGUUUUUAAAAAGUGCUGAAGAAAGGAGUGCUGAUAAAAAGGUUGAUGAGAAUCCUGGUAGAGAGAAGAAAGCCAAAGUUGAUCAAAAAGAAAUGCACAAUAUGGUCGUCGCCUCAAAAACUGCUCUUAGUAAUUCAAGUUUUAUUCGAAUGCUUACCCGUCUUCAUGAAAAUGAUUUUCGAAAUAAUCUCAUCCAAUGUACACCAGGUCUUAGAGACGAUCCUAUCGCUAUCGCUGCUCUACAUGAUCAUGAGCUAUUAAACAUACUGAUGGAAAAGGAUAGUAUUGAAAAAGUGUAUGAAAAACAUCCAGCUAUAUUAGAAGCAGCGACACACUUAGCUACAGCCUUCCAUGAAGAGAACGCAAUGUCUGCUGGUCGUAACUUACCUUCAGCUAUGAGUGUUGAUUCAUCACCUUCCAAUGUUCCCUACUCUUUAGACGAUUUGUCUGACGAUGAAGAAAUGAGUGGCGGUGUUGAUGCACCUCCACCAAAUGGUCAACAUGUUAUGUCACCAACAACAGCCUCUGCUUUUGCUCAUUUGAUGCAACACACUUUGAUGGCCUCACACAACCAAGCUCAACGAUCUCAGCAACAACAACCAUCGCUCACAUUGCCUCAAAAUCGCACACCACAGCAAAUUCAGCAAUUACAACUUCAACAACUCCAACAAUUACAGCAACAACACCAACAAGAACAGCAACAGCAUCAACAACAGCAACAACAACAAGGGAUUCGUCAACAAAAUAAUACUAGAAUCGCUUUCGAAAUGCUUCGUCAUGCUCUUCAACUAACUGAACCAUCUACAAGUCAACAGGGAAACAGUUCAGUUCCCUCCACGCCUUCAGUCACCAACAAUUCUGGUCAAUCAAUCGCUCCUCCAGCUCGCCCUGAUAUGUCUCAACAAAUUGCUCAAAUGAGAGAAAUUGGGUUAACUGAUGAAAAUGUUUGUCUCCAAGCUCUUUAUGCUACAAAUGGAGAUGUUCAAGCCGCUAUAGAAUUAAUUUUCAGUGACACUUUUCAUCCAUAAAUGUGCAAAAAUAACAUCUAUUACUAGGAAUAUUUUUGAAAUUUUAAAUGGCUAGAUACCCAAGUUUACUUUGUCCUUUUAAUUUUAUUUCCAAUUUAUUAAUGGUGAUAAACUUUGCAAAAUCAAUAACAGGAUAAAAUAUAAUACAUGUGUAUAUAGCUAACUUAUUUUUCAUCAGGGAAACUAAUUGCGGUUUACUUUCAUAAUGUGACAUUAAAGUUGUAUUCGAAAUGUUUUCAA
This is a messenger RNA of Tetranychus urticae (two-spotted spider mite), 1637 nucleotides long. RefSeq names its product ubiquitin-like protein 7. Gene Ontology annotation, molecular function: polyubiquitin modification-dependent protein binding. Gene Ontology annotation, cellular component: cytosol. The record is from RefSeq and is a predicted model, not a curated record. Gene Ontology annotation, biological process: ubiquitin-dependent protein catabolic process. Lineage: Eukaryota; Metazoa; Arthropoda; Arachnida; Trombidiformes; Tetranychidae.